GGGAGCCAAAGAGUCGCAGUUUAAUGUUUUGAGUAGCACCAGAAGAAGAAGGGUUGCAACUGUAGUUUUUCUUGGUGAAUGACACUAGAUCAAAGUUUCCAGUUCAUUUUAAAGAUUGUUUCACUGCCUGGGAACAACUUACCAUACUUCCGCGUGGAGUCGCAGCUUUUCUGAGAACUGACUCACUGGAAAAAUGCGGGACCGAACAAAAGAGUUAGGAAAUGAGGCAGUGGCUUCAGAUGAGGAAGACGAGGGUAAAGCUCUUAUGAUCAAACCUGGAACCUCUUCAGCCAAAGAGGAGAAGGAGAACGAUGCAUUCUUCAAAAAGGUUCAAGAAAUUCAUGAGGGGCUGCAUAGCCUCAAAAGGAUGGUGUCUAACCUCGAGAACAAACAGAAAGCUGUGCUGGGCGAGCCGCUGCCGGACGACAGUAUGAAGAGAGAGCUCCAGACUCUUCGAGAGGAGAUCAAAACGCUGACGGGUCAGAUUCAGAGAAAACUGAAGAGUAUUGAACCGAAAAAAGGAGAGGAGGAUGGAAAGUAUGUACCAAUAAACUCUCGGAUGCAACGGACCCAGCACGGAGUCCUGUCCAGGGAGUUUGUGGAGUUGAUGGGUCACUGUAACACCAUCCAGGCACAGUACAGAGACCGCAACGUGGAGAGAAUAAAGAGGCAACUGAAAAUCACUGGGAACAACGUGACAGAUGAAGAGCUGGAUUCGAUGCUUGAGAGUGGGCAGACGGAUGUUUUCACUCAAAAUAUCCUGAGCGAUGCUAAAGCCACGAGACAGGCUCUGAAUGAGAUCGAGACCCGGCACGACGAGAUCAUGAAGCUGGAGCAGAGCAUCAGAGAGCUGCAUGACAUGUUCCAGUACCUCGCCAUGGAGGUGGAGGCUCAGGGGGACAUGGUGAACCGGGUUGAGAGCAACAUCAAACAGUCGACAGACUUCAUAGAGAAAGCAAAGGAAAACGUGGAGAAAGCAGUCGUAUAUCAGCAGAAAGCACGCAAGAAAAAGGUCUGGAUAGCGGUCUGUUUGGCUAUCGUCAUCCUCAUCCUAGUCAUCUCAGUGGUCUCCGCCUUCGCCCCCUAACACCAGGCAGUUGUGUUCAGACUGGUUUAUCAGAAUCGCAUCAAAAGAAAGAAACGCCUUUUAUGUAAAUACUUUCAGCCCACAGGAUAUAUACGGGUGGAUUUAUUCCAUUAUCAACCCUGCUUUUUUCACCUUUCAUAUACAUCUUCCUGUAACUUUUCUUUGUUCCGGACAGCCUUUUUUUGUUUUUAAGAAGAAAUGUGCUUUUAACUCACUACAAUCUUGCCUACAUUUCAACUCAAGAGAGCUGGUCUAAUGGAAAAUACCCCCCUUCAGAUUCUGCGACACAAACACCAGGACGAUUUGUGAGGUGUUAUGUCAGUGCCUCUUCCCCUCCUGCAUAAAAAAAAGAGGAAAUGUGGUCUUGAGCAAAGCACAAUGCAGUAUUGAAACCCUGCACUGGGGCGGAUCAUACUGUACUCAGGAAACUGUGCGUUGAUUCUUGUUACGAUGUUUCUGGAUGAAUUAGGAGUAAAUAACCGUUUUAAUAGACUAAUAUAAUUGUACAUAACCUGUAAUGCUGGUGAAUGACAUUCUUGAGAUGUUUUUUUUAAGACUUGAAAGUUAUUCCAAACUGCCUACAUGUAACAAGUGUAAAUACAGAUUUUUCUUUUUAGGGUCUUAAAAAAAAAAAUAGCCCUCUUUGAUUUUGGUGUCUCAGCACUGCAUUAGGAGACCCGACGCCCGCUUUUAUUUGUCCUACUAGUAUGUAUUUAUGAUUUAAACUGUUGUGAAAACUGCUGCAACCACAUGAUUAAAACUUUUUCCAAACUGUGCCUUCACCUAAAUGUAUGUUCAUGUGAGAAUGUGAUGGGAGAGGUCAAAAGGGAUAGGUUUUAUUUUCUUUACCUUUACACAGUAGUGUUUUAAAUUGAAUGGUUUAGUCUGACAUACAAAUACUCACUUUGUUAUUCACCUGUCUGUCACACUAUGCAGUCGGUCAGUUUAUUCUGUGAGGAAAAUCCUGGAACAUUGGUUUUAUUCACAGAGACAAAUGAUGACUAGUGUGCGCCGCAAUGUUUUGUAAAGGUUGUCCAAGUGUUAAAGUUGACUUUUAAUUUAGGUUUGUUUUAAAAAUAAAUUACUGCCAUGGUAUAUUG
Molecule: messenger RNA, 2187 nt
Organism: Eleginops maclovinus (Patagonian blennie)
Lineage: Eukaryota; Metazoa; Chordata; Actinopteri; Perciformes; Eleginopidae
Gene: stx4
Product: syntaxin 4
Exons: 10
Coding region: 194-1087 (297 amino acids)
Biological process (GO): synaptic vesicle fusion to presynaptic active zone membrane; exocytosis; intracellular protein transport
Cellular component (GO): synaptic vesicle; presynaptic active zone membrane; plasma membrane
Molecular function (GO): SNARE binding; SNAP receptor activity
Source: RefSeq, a predicted model, not a curated record